CUAUUUUAGUUCAUUAAUUACGUUUCAAUUGGAAUUUAAGUAGGGUCAACCUAUGUUUCCUGUUUGAUUGGUAGAUAGUGAAAGUGCCAUUUUUUGUAAUAAGGAUAAACGAGGAAAAAUAUUUUUGUGGAAGAUUGUGGACCAUUAUUAAAUUGAUAAAAAACUUAAGUUUCUAAAAAAGAGAAAAGAAGAGGGAAAUUAAACACCUUGUUUAAGGAAAAAAGUAAUUUAUUGAUGUUCCAAUUCAAUAAUAAUCCACAUAAGAUAUUUAAUUUUUAUAUUGAUAUAAGUGGAUUAGAUGAGAACUUUUUUGAUAAAAGUAAUAUUGAUACAUAAUAGUAACUGUAGAUUCAAUAGAAGAGACUGAGGAAUCAUUAAAAAAGUAUUAUCAAAGUUGCAUAAUAUUUUUAGAAAUCCAAACUUUCAAAUAGUUUGAGAGAAUUACCAUGA
This is a messenger RNA of Paramecium tetraurelia, 450 nucleotides long. RefSeq lists its product as uncharacterized. The transcript has 2 exons. NCBI's taxonomy places the organism in Eukaryota, Ciliophora, Oligohymenophorea, Peniculida, Parameciidae. The record is from RefSeq and is a predicted model, not a curated record.